Penicillium argentinense is the source of this 4035-nucleotide messenger RNA. RefSeq lists its product as uncharacterized. NCBI's taxonomy places the organism in Eukaryota, Fungi, Ascomycota, Eurotiomycetes, Eurotiales, Aspergillaceae. The record is from RefSeq and is a predicted model, not a curated record. Gene Ontology annotation, molecular function: MAP kinase kinase kinase activity; ATP binding. The transcript has 2 exons. The coding region runs from base 1 to 4035 and encodes 1344 amino acids. Gene Ontology annotation, cellular component: cytoplasm. Gene Ontology annotation, biological process: stress-activated MAPK cascade; protein phosphorylation.
AUGGAGCACCCGGACAUCGCCAACCAUGACUCGGAUGGCUCGGGGUCUUCGGACGAAUAUCCUCCCCAGUACCCUCUGAUGGCCAACGCAUCCUUUGGGGAAUCCUUCGAUCCGCAGGUCCAGACACCGGCCACCACGAUCACUUCCUCUCCUCCCUCCCAUACCUCGAGUUUGUCCUCAUGGUCUAGCACGCCCACUACCCGCCCACGCGGGUCUAGCGUUGGGGCCUCUACCGUGCUCGAGAAGCCUGACACCCAUGCGAUGGCCGGCGAUCUGCGACCGCAACGCCCGUCUGGUCCCGCGAGAACCCCCUCCAACACUUACGCCCCUCAACGUCGACCGCCACAGUACAUCAGCCUCCAAAACGACCGCCAACGCUCAUCCUCAAGCAAGCGAAACACACGACGCGAUCCAAACGCGCAAUAUCGCGCCCAGGAAAAAGCAUAUGUGCAGCGGAUUCGGGCCAACCCUCAAGCGUGGCAUCAUCAUUUUAGCGACGCGCAGUCUCCCAAUAUGAUGGUCGCCGACGCUGACCUGGAGGAUCCCUCCCCGUCCUCCGAAGCUCCUUAUGAAGAUGACCCUUACGACCCCGACACCCAACUCUUCCUGCCCGACGACAACCUUCCGAGCAUGGAGGAGCUCAAGCACCCGAAGAAUCAGGAACGACUCGAAUGGCACUCCAUGCUUGCAUCUGUCUUGAAAGGCGACGUGGUCAGGCAAGAAAAACAGCGUUUGAUUGGUUCGACCGAAUCCCAACGCUCGGCCGCUCUGAGCCAUGCCCUUUGGCUUGGUGUCAGAUCAAGGACAUGCGGUCGCAGUAUCCCACUUCAGUGGAAGCUGAUUGAGGAUGCUCGCUCCCACAUUGCACCACUUGUCGAAGAUAUCAUUAACUUUCAAAUCAAAGGCGAAGCUGAAAUUGGCAAGCCACCCCGGCAGCAAGUCGAGGAUGUCGUGGAAAAGGUCGAGACGUGCGAGGUUCUCUACUCAACGUCCAAGGAAUUGGAGACAGCAAACCCUCGUGCUGCGUCGGAAGAAUUCUACUCCAGCCGUGCAGCAAUUUUCGCCUGGCACAACAUCACCGCUCUUAUCAACACUCAGCUUGCCGUUCUUCAAAGUUGGGUGGGUAACGAUGCCCUCGAUUUCACAGCAGCCAGGGAAAAGUCCGACAAGAGCGAACUGUCGGAUGACUCCUCGUUUUUGGAUCGUAUCAUGAAGGAAGACGGCCUGAAGACGCUUCAGGGUAACCACAGUAUGCUUAACGGAAUUGGCGCCGUUAUUGAGAAAGCGAAGAGUACCUUGAUUGAAAAUUCGGAAGCUUUUGCGGCUCGCCACUUGCCUCCAUACAUUGAGGAGCUCUUAACAUUGAUCAACUUCCCGUCUCGAUUGAUUCAAGAGAUCAUUCGUGUGCGUCUGUCUUACGCAAAGAACAUGAAGGAUCCAGCACAGCAAUCCCCCAUCCUAGUGGACCAAAUGAUCUCUCAAUUCCAAAUUUUGAUGAGAGUGGCGGUUCAGAUCAAGCAAACUUACCUGGCUAUCUCACGCCCUGAGCCUGGCUGGGAUCUCCCACCUUGUGUUGACGAGAACUUCGACUCCGUGGUUCUGGAUGCCAUGAAAUACUAUUUCCGCCUCUUGAACUGGAAGCUCAACGCCAAUAAAAACACAUUUAAGGAAGCUGAGAUUCUUGAGCAAGAGUGGGGAUACUCUUAUGAGAUUGGCCGGGAACUUGAUGGCGGUGACAUCGAAGUGGCAGAGCAGUUCAGUGCCUUGACUGCCAAAUCACUUCAACGACUCAUGAUCCAUUUUGAACGCGAACUGGUUCCCAGACCCAAAGAGACCGUGACAGAUAUGGACAAACGAUACAAGAGUAUCCUGGAUUCGACACGUAUUCGGCAGCGGAAGCUGUAUCGAUUUUCUAGGUUCCUGUGUCAGCUGUUCGAGAACGCAACCGAAUAUAAUCUAUCAGCUGACAUCGCCUACGAAUUUUUCGAGGCGCUGUUGGUAUCCGACCAUUUCCUUGUCACUUCUCCAGGCUCGGUUGGUCAAAAAGGAGUCUACUUGAUCGCACAUCAUUCUUUGUGGAAUCGUCCAGCCGACAUACAAGCCAUCCUUGCCACAUCUUUCCGCGAAGACAGCUCCGCUACAGACUCAUCUCACAGCCCAUAUGUCCUUGUCAUUCGGCCCGAGAAGCCCCUUGGAUGGGGUGGUAAGGAAAUGCAUGUGGACAUGUUGGAACAGCCAACCGAUGUCCGUCUCGGUAAGCUUCGACUCGUUGUCGAAGGCAUGCAGGAACGACUCCAAAACGCAAGAAUGGAGUUGACGCAGCUUACUGGGAUCCAGCUGGACAUGUCAAUUGAGCAACGUGCCAACCUUGGCCGUGUCAAUGUGGAACUUAAUAAGAUCAAGAAGAUCUCUUUCAAGUUAUCCAUGGCCAUUAUGGAUAGCGUGGCUGUGAUCAAGGAUCAACUUCGCCAGAAAACCUGGGAGAACAACGAACUCGUUCAGGCCUGUUAUGCAUUUGCGACUGAAUUUGGUAAACGAUCUUCCAAUUAUGUUGAUGCAAAUAGACGUGCUAUGAAUAGUGCACGACUGGUGGAAUUAUCCCUUGACUGGGUUUCGUUUAUCUGCGACGAGUGUGAUGCGGCAGAUCGAAAAACUUUCAAAUGGGCAGUGGCUGCACUUGAGUUUGCCAUGGCAAUCACCUCGAGCCGACACCUCUUGUCUCUGAAUGAGGAGCAAUUUAGCCGUCUCAGGUCAAAGGUGGCAGGUUGCAUGUCGCUGCUUAUUUCGCAUUUCGAUAUUAUGGGUGCCCGAUCUUCCCUGGCAGCUCAAGCCGAGAAGCAGCGCAUGGAAGAACGUGCUGGUGCCCGCAAAAUUGGCCACGGUCGUAUUCUGAGCGAUGAGGAGGCAUCUAAGCUUGUUCGCGACCAAUGGUAUGCCGGGGUGCUGGAAAUUGAAGAACGGAGAGUCGAGGAAGAUGCCAAACGGCAGGCCCUUGGUAGAGUGCUGGAAGGCUCUAACGAGGCCGAUAGGUCCCUUACCGUGCUAUCAUCUUCUGCCACCAACGUUACUCUCCGUUGGCAACAAGGCCAGUUCAUUGGGGGUGGAACCUUCGGGUCCGUGUACGUUGCUAUCAAUUUGGACAGCAAUUACUUGAUGGCGGUCAAGGAGAUUCGAUUGCAAGAUCCUCAGUUGAUCCCCAAGAUUGCCCAGCAGAUUCGCGAUGAAAUGGGUGUGCUUGAGGUGCUGGAUCAUCCGAAUAUCGUUUCCUACCACGGCAUUGAAGUCCAUCGCGACAAGGUCUAUAUCUUCAUGGAAUACUGCUCUGGCGGCUCUCUUGCUAGCUUGCUGGAGCAUGGCCGUGUUGAAGAUGAAACUGUCAUCAUGGUUUAUGCCCUUCAGCUCCUCGAGGGUCUCGCUUAUCUGCAUCAAGCGGGCAUUGUCCACCGUGAUAUCAAGCCCGAGAAUGUUCUGCUUGAUCACAAUGGAGUCAUCAAGUACGUCGACUUCGGCGCUGCCAAGAUCAUCGCUCGAUCGGGUCGCACUGUGGCUCCAAUGGACGGUCCUAAUGGCAAGAAUGACCAACUUCAAAACCGGGGCAAGAACCAGAAGACCACCACCGGAACUCCGAUGUACAUGUCGCCCGAAGUCAUCCGCGGCGACUCCCCCAACUUGGUCAAUCGCCAAGGUGCCGUGGACAUCUGGUCUCUUGGCUGCGUGAUCCUCGAGAUGGCCACAGGCCGUCGCCCAUGGUCCACCCUGGAUAACGAAUGGGCAAUCAUGUACAAUAUUGCUCAAGGCAAUCAGCCAUCACUGCCGACCCAUGAUCAACUCAGUGACCAGGGUAUCGAUUUCCUUAGCCGCUGCUUCGAAUGUGACCCUGUCAAACGACCCACCGCUGCGGAGCUUCUUCAGCACGAGUGGAUUGUCUCCAUCCGCCAACAAGUGGUACUGGAGCCUCCAACUCCGGGCAGCGAUACUGGAGGCUACAGUAGCUCCUCUGGCUCUGCCACCCGUCAAAACUCCUACGUGGCAUGA